Molecule: messenger RNA, 1314 nt
Organism: Malassezia pachydermatis
Lineage: Eukaryota; Fungi; Basidiomycota; Malasseziomycetes; Malasseziales; Malasseziaceae
Product: ept1-sn- -diacylglycerol ethanolamine-and cholinephosphotransferase
Exons: 2
Coding region: 1-1314 (437 amino acids)
Biological process (GO): phospholipid biosynthetic process
Cellular component (GO): membrane
Molecular function (GO): phosphotransferase activity, for other substituted phosphate groups
Source: RefSeq, a predicted model, not a curated record
AUGUACCAUUACCUUGGACCUACGCACCGUGCGCAGCUCGCCACAUACAAGUACAGCAGUGGCGGAUCUUCGUUCAUCUCGACGUACGUUCUCGGUCCGUACUGGAAUUGGCUUGUGACGCUCUUCCCGACAUGGGUCGCGCCCAAUACCAUUACGCUGAGUGGCCUGCUCCUUGUGUUUGCCAACUUUCUGAGCUUGGUGGCGCUGGAUGGUGAAUUGGAUCACUCCACGCACAUGCGCACCUAUGUCCUAGCGCCGCAGGCUGAUACACUCUUGCCUGUCGUGCCGCUGCUUCCCCACGCCGGUCUGCCUGCCUCGCUGGCGACGUAUACGCCCACGUCGGAGGGCAAAGUGCCGUCAUGGCUGCUUCUCGUGUGGGCCGUGUGCCUGUUUCUGUACCAGAGCUUGGACGCCAUCGACGGCAAGCAGGCGCGGCGUACGAACAUGGCAGGCCCGCUUGGCGAGCUGUUUGAUCACGGCUGUGAUGCGCUCAAUACGACGCUGGAGACGAUCAUGGUUUCCGCUGUGACGGGGUUGGGUCGUUCGCACUGGACGAUCGUUGGCUUGGUCUCGGCCAUGUCGAACUUUUUCCUGACGACGUGGGACGAGUACCAUACCAAGACGCUCUUCCUUUCGUCGUUCUCUGGACCGGUGGAAGGUAUUCUGAUCAUUUGCGUACUGUUCAUUGCUACCGCUCUUCUCUCUCCGACCAUGUUUAUGCAGGGUGUUCUACAUGUGCUAGGCCUCGAAAAGAGCGCUUGGGUACGUGAGCAUAUGGCGUUCCUCAACAUCCCGUUGGGUGAUUUCCUGAUGGUCCUCGCGAGUCUCGGCUUGCUCAUGAACGCAUGGACAGCGUACCAGAACGUCCGCAAGCACUGCCGCCAGGAGCGACUCUCGGUUUGGUCGCCCCUGUUGGGACUUUUCCCGUUUGUCGUGCAGUGUGUCGCGAACAUUACCUGGCUCCAGGGGCAGGGUAUGCGUAUCAUGACCCAUGGUCGUGUGUUUGUGCCCUUCCUGGUCAGUUGGGGCCUGAGCUUUGCUUACCUUGUCGGCCUGGUCAUUCUCGCCCAUGUGUGUCGUCGUUCGUACCCCUUCUGGAACAUGCUACUUGUCCCUAGCGUUCUACUCGCGGUGGAUGCGCAUCUCUCGUCGCCUGUGCUGCAGCAUUCGGUGGCCAUGACAGAGUAUGCUGUGUACAGCUAUCUCGCACUUUCUUUCGCCGUGUACGGCUACUUUGUGUACGAUGUGAUUCAAACGAUCACACAAGAAACUGGCAAGCCAUGUUUCCAUGUGGUGCAGAAGCACAACGAGUAG